AUGGCUGGUGACUCACUCGAAUUAGUCCUUUCUGAUGCUCAUGGUACAAAAAUUCAUGCAUCGUGUAAGAAGACUUACAUGGAUGAGUUGGCUACGAAAGUUCCUGUUGGAGAGUGGAUCAACAUUGAUAACUUCAGUUUGACGAAUGCUCCCCGUACAUUUCGAACAACCAAAAAUCCUUUGAAAAUGAAUUUCCUUCACAACACGGACAUCUCGGAGUCAACUCUCCGGAUUGAUGAUAAUUUUCUGGAUUUGGUUGAUUUUGAAACCAUACUAACUGAUUUAAUUGGACAGGUUUUGGACUUGGGUGAUCUUGAUACAGUUCAUUGUACUGGAGGAAAAGAAAGGAAAAAUGAUCUAAGGUUGCCUUGCUGCCUUUGGGGAACAUAUGCUGAGAAUGUUUACAAUGCUUGCCAAGAAGCUGAAGAUGGGUUUAUUGUAUGCCUUCUAAGAUUCGCUAAGAUUGGUCAUUUUAGAGGAGAAGUCCAAAUCUCAAAUGCUUAUGAUUCAAGUAAAAUCUUCAUCAAUCCAGACAUACAGGAAGCACAAGCAUUUAGAAAAAUGUGA
Messenger RNA from Brassica napus (rape), 567 nucleotides. RefSeq lists its product as uncharacterized. NCBI's taxonomy places the organism in Eukaryota, Viridiplantae, Streptophyta, Magnoliopsida, Brassicales, Brassicaceae. The transcript has 5 exons. Bases 1 to 567 code for a protein of 188 amino acids. The record is from RefSeq and is a predicted model, not a curated record.